Asterias rubens (European starfish) is the source of this 2155-nucleotide messenger RNA. Its product is annotated as N-acetylglucosamine-1-phosphotransferase subunit gamma-like. Gene Ontology annotation, cellular component: Golgi apparatus. The transcript is spliced from 11 exons. The record is from RefSeq and is a predicted model, not a curated record. Lineage: Eukaryota; Metazoa; Echinodermata; Asteroidea; Forcipulatida; Asteriidae. Bases 7 to 906 code for a protein of 299 amino acids.
UCCAACAUGGCAGCCUCCGGUUGCCAACUUUUUUUCACCACUGUUCUGUAUCUAACGAUUUUACUCUUGGUCGUGGUCAAUGAUGGGAACAAUGUUUCAGCUCGUCAAGUCCGGAUGAGAAUGGUAGAAGAACCGAUAAACACAGGGCAAAACUAUGAUAACAACAAUGAACCAGAGAGCCUUCAGCCGAAAGUCAAACCCUCCAAUUUCUCAGGUCCUCCUCAUCUGAAGAGAUUGUACGGAAGAUGCUUCUCAAAAAUUAUAGACUCGUACAAGUAUGAGUUUUGUCCAUUCCAGAAUGUGACACAGCAUGAGCAGAGUUUGAGAUGGAACCCCUACAGUGGUGUUUUAGGGGUAUGGCAAGAGUGGAGCAUAGAGAGGAACACCUUCAAGAAAAUGUUGAUGAAAGAAGGCGACGAGUGCGGUGAAAAAAACAGACAGGUUUCAGUGCAACUAGCCUGUGGUGCCUUGAAUUCCAUAGUCAAUGUGUCUGAGCCUUCUACCUGUGAAUACGCCAUGGUCUUUAACACCCCACUUGUCUGCCAUAAGCAUUCAUUACUUGUUUACCCAACACUACCCGGAUCACUUCAGAGCAGAUGGGACGAAAUCGAGGGAGAAUUAUUCAAUGAGGAAAUAACACAGCAGGGAUACAAGAAGAAACUGGAUAAAAUCUUCCAAGAAGCCGGUCUGAUCAUGGAUCCAGUAAAGAAAGAGCUGCAUAAACACCCUGAGAAAAGCAACACACAUGACGGACCACAGGGUGAUCACUUUGACUCAUUGGAGUCCUGCUCAGUGGCAUAUCAAGCACUUCAGGAUGAAAUUAAGACACUCAAAGCUCAAUUAGAACAGCAAGGAAAGGAUGGUGAAAAUGGUCCAUUGUUCAACUUGGAUAAUAUUUAUACCUGAGGCUGAUUAGUAAUGAAGUAGUAAAAGGAUGCAUGCCUUUCAUUUUGUCGUAGACCUUUUUUUAAAUGCUGCUGCCAUCUUUUUAUGUUCCUUGUAUUCAACAACAGUUAGAAAUGCAUACUUUUAAAAAUUGAGGGGCCAGAUUAUAAAUGUCUUUCAAGCCUCACUAUGUAGGAAACUUUGCAUGGUUGAAAUACGAUAUAGUAAGGUUUGCAGUAACACCAUGUAAUGAGUUAGGGUGGUUCUGAAAAGAACUGUUGGUUUCAACUUGACGUUUUGAUCAGUAUGCACUUCAUUCUGGCGUCUUUGAAUAUGAGAAUAUUGAAAUGGCAGUGCUAUGAAAAGGGUCUGAAGUGCAUGCAUAAAUGGACUGCAUGGAUAAGUUGCUUAAUCAGAAAUAAUUUGGAAUACAGGAUUUAUGUAUAGUUAAAAACAUUAAGUGCCCAAAGGGACAGAAACAAACGAGGAAUUUACCAUCUUCGUUUAUAAAUUUAAGUAAUAAUUUGUCAAUAAAUAGCUCAUCCCUUUAGGGCCCGAUUCUAUAAAAGCCUUUAAGCACAAAAACUUUCUGAGCACAGAAAAUCAUUGCUUUACAGAAACGGUUUUGUUUGUGCGCCCCACUGAAAUGACAUAAUACGCACAAUAAGGUCUAUUUUCACAUGUGUAAGAAGAACAUGGACUAAAAGUUAUUUUUUCUUUUUGCCAAAUUGAGCCUCAUUCCAAAUGAGGAGUUUAUUAUUUGAACAUGUCCAACAAUUUCAUAUGGAUGUUCUUAACCUGUUUUGAAUUAAUAGUCGCAUUGGUCACAACAUGUUCUUGUACAUUCUAAACGUGAAUUUUGGAAUGAUGUAUAUUCUCUGAGAAAACAGUAUGGUGGUAUGUUGUUUAUCCAAAUUUUAUUUUUGUUGUUUAAAACAACUAUUAACACGUUCUGACGACAAAUAUAAUUCUUCAGUUACCUGUUGUUUUUAAAGAACGUAUCUCUUUCCCAAUUUAUUUGAACUAUUCUUUUCUGCUUUUUUCUAAUACAAUUUCAAAAUCCAUUUUUUUUUAAUUGUGCCUUAGAAAACGACGGGGACAAUUUUUACAGUUUUCUCCCAAAACAAUUUUUGUAUUUGGAUAUUGCAAUAUUUAUAGAAAAAAAAGUAUUAGUGGUGAGAGGAUAUUAGUUAAUGUACAAAGUGGCAGAAGCUGUGGCACAUUGUAACCAAAAGUAUAUAUAAACGAGCUCAAAGGUGUAUUAUGUGAA